AUGGCUGUGGUCAUCCGUUUGCAAGGUCUGCCUAUAGUGGCUGGGACCAUGGACAUUCGUCACUUCUUCUCUGGAUUAACCAUUCCUGAUGGUGGAGUACAUAUUGUAGGGGGUGAACAGGGUGAGGCUUUCAUCGUAUUUGCCACUGAUGAAGAUGCACGACUUGGCAUGAUGCGCACAGGUGGCACAAUCAAAGGGUCAAAAGUUUCAUUGUUGUUGAGCAGUAAGACCGAAAUGCAGAACAUGAUUGAACUUAGCCGUAGGCGUUUUGAAACUGCUAAUGUUGAUAUUCCACCUGCAAGUUCUAACCGUCCUGGACCUCCACCUAAUCCAGCAAUGAGCAGCAGUAGCACUGUAAUGAACCGGGUCAGUUUGCCAACAACUGUACCUAAUUUUAGUAGCCCUUCCACAAGCACAGUCUCUACAGUUACUACAGUACAUGAUAGUACUAAGAAUGUCACAACUUUUUCUACUGCCAAUAUUGGAAAUGCUCCACCAAAUUUAGGUGCGGCUUUUUGCAAUCCAACAUUUUCUUCUCCUAUGCCCAGUGUUGCUCCUCAGCUGCCUGCUGUACCACCACCUCCAAUUCCUCCAAUGCCAACAAUACCCACACUGCCACCAAUGCCUUCCAUACCCCCUAUACCUGUACCCCCUCCUGUAUCUUCAUUACCUCCAGUGCCUCCCGUCCCUCCAAUACCACCUGUUCCACCAGUCCCACCCAUAAGUGCUCUCCCUCCACUGUCUGGCAUGCCACCUUUGAAUCCACCACCAGUAGGAGUUGGACCUUUGCCUACAGGAAUGAAUGGUUCUGGUUCACAAAUGAGUAAUAUGAAUCCACUGUUUCUUGGUCCUGUAAAUCCAAUGCCUUUGAGUUCUCAGAAUGCAGUCAAACAUCCUCCCCCUUUGAAUCAUGAUGAUCCAUAUGUAUCCCUUCAUGACUUGCCUAUUCCAGUGUCAGAAAUAGAUAUCAGGGACUUCUUUCAUGGCUUACGUGUAGAUGGGGUCGUUAUUAUUAAAGAUACCAUGGGUCGCUUCACUGGUAGCGCAGUGGUGAAGCUUCUAACACCACAUGACACAUUUGAAGCUUUAAAACGGAAUAGAAUGAUGAUGGGACAGCGUUUUGUUGAAGUCACCCCAGCAUCUGAGAGACAGUGGGUGAUGUCUGGUGGGAACAUUGGCAAAUCAAGUGCAGGCCCCCAUGGACCCUCACAUAUUAUGCAGCAGUCUCAUACUAGAUCUAAAUCUCCCAGCACUCGGCAGCGUUCAAGGUCGAGAUCCCCCCAUGAGCAUGGUUUUUGUGUUUUUUUGAAAGGGCUACCCUAUGAGGCAGAAAACAAGCAUAUCAUUGAUUUCUUUAAAAAUCUGGACAUUAUUGAAGACAGUAUCUACAUAGCUUAUGGACCCAAUGGAAAAGCAACUGGUGAAGGUUUUCUGGAAUUUAGAAACGAGGCAGAUUAUAAAAUUGCGUUGAACAAGCAUAAGCAAUAUAUGGGCAAUCGUUUUAUUCAAGUUCACCCGGUUAAUAAAGGCCAAAUGGUAGAAAAGAUAGAAACGAUUAGGAAAAAAAUACAAAGUUACAAUUACAUUGACCAUAAAGAUUCCCCUCUUGAUAUGGUGUUAGAUAAGCAUGUGCCUAGGCUGUGGGCACAUCUUUCGAAUCUACCUUAUAACAUCGCUAGAAAGGAUGUAUUUCAGUUCUUUCAUUUAGAAGGAAUUGCAGUGGAGGAAAACGGUGUACAAGUUCUGAUCGAUAACAAUGGUCAAGGUUUAGGACAGGCUAUUGUUCAGUUCAGGAGUGAAGAUGAUGCCCGCAAAUCUGAGCGCUUGAAUCGCAAGAAGCUUAAUGGGAGAGAUGCUUUUGUGCGUAUAAUAAAUAAUGAAGAGAGGAAAGAAAUUGAGAGCAAUCCUCCUAUUCAAGGGAGAAAGAGUUUUAAAAUGCAAAAUUAUAGCAAUUCCCCACCCGAUACAAUGAGGUCCAGUGGAGAUGAAUUUGCUUUCUUGGGUAGCAGCAGCCUGAAAGAGAACAAUGGUCAAAAUUUUCCUUUCUCUAGUAAAUUCAGUGGACCAAGCAGUAAUUUUGGUCCACCUGUCCCACCACCUGGAAUAGGAAGUGGCUUUGUAGAUACAAGGCCACCACCACCAGGGUCUUCUAACGUACCAAAUUCACCACUUGAUCCCCCAGGAUUUGGAAGUGGCCCUGGUAAUUUCAGUGUUCCUCCUUCUAGUUUUGGCAAUGGACCCCCACCUUUUGGAAGUGGUCCUUCUGGUACAAAUCCACCUCCUAACUUUAACACCGCACCUCCAAACCUAAGUGGUCCUGGGGUUUUAAAUGCUCCUCCAGGGUUUGGGCCAGGAAAUCUGCAAAUCGGUGGUCCUCCAGGUUUUGGCACUGGGUCUGGAAAACCAGGUCCCACAGUAAUUAGAAUUCAGAAUAUGCCUUUCACAGUUUCUGUAGAUGAAAUUCUGGAUUUCUUUUAUGGCUAUCAAUUGAUACCUGGCUCUGUGUGUUUAAAAUAUAGCGAUAAGGGUAUGCCUACCGGUGAAGCCCUGGUGGCAUUUGAAUCCCGCGAUGAAGCGAUGGCAGCUGUGGUGGAAUUAAAUGAUCGGCCAAUAGGAGCAAGGAAAGUUAAGCUUGCAUUGGGUUAG
Staurois parvus is the source of this 2646-nucleotide messenger RNA. Lineage: Eukaryota; Metazoa; Chordata; Amphibia; Anura; Ranidae. The record is from the annotation of a GenBank genome assembly.